Paramecium sonneborni is the source of this 1005-nucleotide messenger RNA. The record is from the annotation of a GenBank genome assembly. NCBI's taxonomy places the organism in Eukaryota, Ciliophora, Oligohymenophorea, Peniculida, Parameciidae.
AAAUGUGCUUACCUUUGGGUUGUUUAAAGUUUUCUGUAUAGUUUUAAGCCUGGAUUAUACUAAUUGUAGGUCUAGCUGCAUUAAUUGGAACAAUUGUAAUAAAUGUUGAUCAGACUUAAUUCUUAAGUUAUUUGGAUGAAUUUACAAGUGUAUCUGUGUAUAAUUAAAAAAGUCAAAACCUUCAGAAGGAAUAUUAAUAGCAUUAUACAUAUUCAGCAGUAUAUUAAUAUUUUUUGGAAUUUGUGGAAUAAUUGGAGGAUGGAAAAGAAUUGGAACACUAUUAUUUUGCUUCAAUAUAGGAAAUAUCAUACUUGCACUAGCCUUUCUAGGUCUUGCAAUUAUCGGGCUCAGUCUUGGAACAUCGUCUUAAUGGUUAGAUCUAUUUUCUGGUUAAAAUAGUUUUAUAUAAUUUUUUAGAUGAGUAAUGCUUAUAAUCAGACUAUAUAUCUGGUUCGGCUACUUUAAAUAAUGUCUAUGUAGAAGCUGAAGAGGUACUUUGCAAGACAAUAUACCAAAAUACUAUUGGUUGCCAAUGUUAUUUUACACAAAAUAUGACAUCAAGUACUUCAUAAGCAGUUCAUUUUUAUUCAACCACAGAUUCUAAUUUAGUAUAGUUUUUGUAAUAUAUAGCCCACAAGUAUUUAAUAGUGCCAAUAAUAUACUGAUUAUAAAUCAGACUAUAAUGAAGAAGCUGAUUAUUUAAAAUCUGUAGAAGAAUAAUUCUCUUGCUCAGGAUGGUGUUCUCCUUAUCCAAUUUACAUUUUCUCUGAUAUAAAUGCAGGAAUUCCUGAGUAAUUUUUAUGUUUAACUUAACAAGUGAUUCAUGUUAUAAAGCUAUUACAGGAUUUGCAAAAGAUAUUUGUGUCUAUAUUGGAGCAGUGGCUGCUAGUGUAUGCUUUAUUAUGAUUUUGUGCAUAACUUGUGUUUUAUGCUUAUGCUUUCAUCCUACUAAAAAAUAAGAAGGCAACUUCUAUUCUAGAAUGGCUCAUUAUGAUUGAAUAGGAU